AAUUAAAAUAAAUUUGCGCAAAAUAUUUAAGGUUACGCAUGAGUAUGUAAAUUUUGAUAUAUUUUAUUAUUUUCUUGAGACGUUAUAUUAUUUCACAUUCUGAUCUCUGGUCUUAACUCGGGUACAAAAGGACUUAAUUUUUCAACACCAAAGUACCGCAAGAACUGUAUAUUUACUUCCGCCUGCAGCUCCACCAAUUACAUUAGCGCUUUAAGUCUUCUACAGGGGGCGCGACCAAUCAGAAAAGCUAUUCCAAACGACGUCAUCAAGGUAUUGCGAACCACUGCAGUUAUUACAGGAAAUUAGUUAGCUGCACAAAUUAAAACGUCCAUUGGGUGUUGCUAAAACUCAGCUCAAUUUUGGUAACACCACCCGGAAGUGGAUUUUUAGUCUACAUUGUUCCUCUUGUCGCAGGUGAAAGCGCAGCAGAAUGUAACGGUGCUUCUUACGGGCUGUCCUCGCAUCUUCUCGGCCAUCACAAGUCCCCCCCUUUUCCGCUACUCGGACGGUGCGGAGAUUCGGUGUUUUCGGGGGAUGGGUGUUGCACGGACGGUCAGCAGAGGCGACUAACGUUUGAAAAGAUGUCCAACAUCCUCGAUGCGGCGUCCAGAGUGAAAUGGGACCGCACGACUGCGGCGAAGAGAGCCGUGUUGCUGGCGGCUGCAGCUUACGGUGUUAAAACGCUGUACCCCAUCAUCUGGAAGCAGCUCUGCGGGAGCAGAAAGCCGAACCGCGACCGCCGGGAGUCAAAGGCGGAGAACGGCUCGACGUGUUCCGGGAAAGCGCAGAUAGACGUCGUGGAUGAUAGGAAAGCAUCCCCGGGAGUCAACGCAGAGUUUUUCAGGCAGAUCCUGGAACUUGGUAAAAUCCUCUUCCCCAGGCUCGUUUCCAGAGAGCUAGGUUUGCUGUGCUUGCACUCGGUGGCGCUGAUAUCCAGGACAUUUCUGUCUAUUUACGUGGCCAGCUUGGACGGGAAGAUAGUCAAGACGAUCGUGGAGAAAAAGCCCCGGCACUUCAUCAUCCAGCUGAUGAAAUGGCUCCUCAUCGCGAUCCCGGCCACGUUCGUCAACAGCGCCAUCCGGUACCUAGAGUGCAAGCUGGCUCUGGCCUUCCGCACCCGGCUGGUCAACCACGCUUACCGGACCUAUUUCACCGAUCAGACCUACUAUAGGGUCAGCAACAUGGACGGGAGGCUCGCCAACCCGGACCAGUCGCUCACCGAGGACGUGAUGAUGUUCUCCCAGUCGGUGGCCCAUCUGUAUUCCAACCUAACCAAGCCGAUCCUGGACGUGAUGCUGACCUCCUACACGCUGAUUCAGACCGCCAGGGCGAGGGGCGCCAACGCCAGCGGGCCGACCCUGCUGGCCGGGCUGGUGGUCUUUGCCACGGCCAAGGUCCUGCGUGCAUGCUCCCCCAGGUUUGGCAAGCUGGUUGCAGAGGAGGCGCACAGAAAGGGUUACCUCCGCUACGUGCACUCCAGGAUUAUUGCUAACGCUGAGGAAAUAGCUUUUUACAGAGGACACAAGGUGGAGAUGUGUCAGCUGCAGAAGUGCUACCGGGCCCUGGCCGACCAGAUGAACCUGAUCCUGUCCAAGCGCCUCUGGUACAUCAUGAUCGAGCAGUUCCUCAUGAAGUACGUGUGGAGCGGCUCCGGCCUCGUCAUGGUGGCCGUGCCCAUCAUAACGGCCACGGGCUUCGCCGACAACGAAACGGCAGACGGACAGGCGCAGAUGAUGGUGAGCGAGAGGACGGAGGCGUUCACCACCGCCCGCAACCUCCUGGCGUCCGGAGCCGACGCCAUCGAGAGGAUCAUGUCCUCCUACAAAGAGGUCACAGAGCUGGCAGGUUACACGGCGAGGGUCCACAACAUGUUUGUAGUGUUUGAGGACGUCCAGAGGGGGAUCUACAAGCGCUCCUCUCUGUCUGCCACCACAGGAACGACGCUGAAAAGCAAACCCGAGAUGCACAUAGACGGGCCGCUGGAGAUAAAAGGUGAAGUGAUUGACGUGGACAGAGGCAUCGUGUGCGAGAACGUCCCGAUCAUCACGCCGAACGGGGAUGUGGUUGUGUCGUGCCUGAAUCUAAAGGUGGAAGAGGGCAUGCACCUGUUGAUCACGGGGCCAAACGGAUGCGGGAAAAGCUCUCUGUUCAGGAUCCUCAGCGGGUUGUGGCCCGUCUACGGCGGCCGCCUACACAAACCUUCGCCCGAGCACAUGUUCUACAUCCCCCAGAGGCCAUACAUGUCAAUGGGCUCUCUGCGAGACCAGGUGAUCUACCCAGACUCAGUGGAGGACAUGGCUGCCAGAGGGCUGACCGACAAGGACCUGGAGGCCAUCUUGGACAUCGUCAACCUCAAUCACAUCGUCACCAGAGAGGGAGGCUGGGAUGCUGAGCUAGACUGGAAGGACGUUCUGUCUGGAGGCGAGAAGCAGAGGAUGGGCAUGGCUCGCAUGUUCUACCACAAGCCCAAAUACGCCCUGCUGGAUGAGUGCACCAGCGCUGUGAGCAUCGACGUGGAGGGAAAGAUUUUCCAGGCUGCCAAGGACGCCGGCAUCUCGCUGCUCUCCAUCACACACCGACCGUCCCUGUGGAAGUACCACACCCACCUGCUGCAGUUCGACGGCGAGGGCGGCUGGCGUUUCGAGGAGCUGGACUCGGCGACCCGCCUCUCCCUCACCGAGGAGAAGCAGCGGCUGGAGGCCCAGCUCGCCGGCAUCCCCGAGAUGCAAAACCGCCUCAACGAGCUCUGCAAGAUCCUGGGAGACGACUCCGUCCUCAAAACAGCCGAGGAGUGAGAGCGGAGAAGGGAGGUGGAGGUGGAGGCGAGGAAGGAAAGCAAAAUCUAGCAGCUUUCCGUAAGCUUUUUUUUUCUUUUCUUUUUUUUUUUUGCUCCAAAUAGGAGCUUCUGAAGACUUGAGCCCUGCUGUCUCCACCCCCCCUUUUAUUCCUACACACCGACUGUAUGUUCAGUGGUACUUUUAAAAGUUGGGGUUUAGCAGUUGUUACAAGCAAAAGCGACAGAAACGACGACCCCAGAUUAACUAAAAUGAUUGUUCAGUUCGUGAUCUAAUAGCACUUUACAUUUAGAGGGCCGCCUCUACUUAUUGUAAUUGUUCAUGCUCAUACACAGGCAUCUGUUAUUGGUGUUGUUUUUUUUUACCCAAAGCAGUGUUGCAAGGGACGACAAAGACGGCUGUCAUUCUGUUGUUGUUUUUACCUCCAGCUCAGCAAAAUAUUUCACCGUAACGAGAGUUCCGCUUCUAUUUUUCAUACCUUUUCUCAAACCGUUUUCUGGCGUUUGGCGUCGUCUCCCGAAGCUUCUGCCCCUUAAAAACCAGUUUUUCCGAACGUUUAACGGGUUGAACCUAAUUCUCAAUUAUACAUGGUGCAUUUUUCUUUUGUUUUUAAAUGCACUUUAUUGUUCCCGAUAGCUGUUGAUGGCACGUCCUGCGGCGUGCACGGAGGAAAGGCUGUACUUGAGGAUUGUUUAGACGUUCUAGAUUUUUCCUUUCCGCUGUCGUUUCGUUUUGACGACUCUGAUCGCAUCGGAGGUCGCGAUACUGUGAAACUACCGAAUUGUGGCGUAAACUCAACCACUUCCUCCUCUUCAGGGUUUUUUUUUUUUUUGGCCUAAUCAGGUUCGAACCUGUGUACACGCUCGCUAACGUCCUGCAUGAAUCAAAUCAAGAGCAGGAGCUUAUGCCUUAUGAAUAUAAACAUUCAAGUGUUCCUAAAAAAAUUUUUUUUUUUUUUACCUCAGCACAACCUGUUAAUACCUUGUUUUAUGUAGAUGUUUAAAGUAAUGACAACGUUUAAAGAACCACUGCUUUAUUUUUAUGAAACUCAUCAUACAAUUGUUUUCAAAACCGCAGCUGAGCAACACAGUAUUGCCCCUCCCCCACCUGUUGCUGCCUCGCUUUUUCAGACAUUCGCCUGCCUAAAAAAAAAAAAAAAAAAUCGUCAAUUGAUUGCAGAGUUUUUGCAGUGGUGGGAAUGAUGCCAGCUUUUUGGUUUUAAAUGAACACGGUCCUUUUGUUUUUUGUUUGUUUGUUUCCUUUUUUAAAAAAAAAAAAACGUUUUACCGUUUGUAAGUUCUGUGCGAAAACAGCGCUGCAGUGACACUGUGAGGUUUUUUACAGGAUCUCCAACCAGCCCGAGCCCAUGGCGGCAGAGAAUAAAAACUGACAAUCAACACCAUCGUGGGCAGAAUGUAAACGGACGUGCUGCCUCUUUUUAAGACUUCAAGCAUUUGACCCGGAACGUGACGACGUUUCCUACUGAACAUGUAACGUGUCGGGACGGAGCAACCUCGAAACCUUCAAUCGCUACUUUAAAGAAAGCUUUAGAUCGCCUGGGUGAUGGUGUUUUCUCAGAUUUCUGAUGGGCUUUUUUCCCCUCACAAUAAUAAAAAAAAUAUUUAAUGAAGAGCAAAAAAAAAAAAAGGCUACUGAAAAUGUAAACAGCUACUAGUAUUUUUGAAUAAUGGUCAUGUACUGCUAUGAAAUGCAUGGAGAUAAAGAAUUCAUUUGGUAUGAAAGAAGCACCUUGUAAAAUUGAUGUGUCUUUUAAAAAAAAAAAUGUAGUUUGUAAAUGAACUGGAUUUUCUGCUUUCAGCCCAGACUUUGUCGACAAGAGGACACACAAGCCGCUGAAUGACACAGAGUCUGAAUAGUAACAUUUGAGCACGAGGGCUGCUUUAAGCAGUGCUUGGUUGUUGCAGUUUGUUUUUGAGUGAGAAAAAGAGAAAGAAUCUUCACGUUCAAAGGACGGGAUAGAAAAUGAUGGAGGGCCCUCUUCCUGAUAUGAUUGUGCCCAUUUGUUAGAUUGUGUUCAGAUUUGUUUUAAAUAACAUUUUACAUGUUUUAGGUAACGAUGGUUCUCUGCCCCAGUUUUUUCCCCCCAAUUAAAACCCUAAAGCUUGAUACUAAA
This is a messenger RNA of Xiphophorus hellerii (green swordtail), 4929 nucleotides long. It is a transcript of the gene abcd2, whose product is annotated as ATP-binding cassette, sub-family D (ALD), member 2. Bases 582 to 2795 code for a protein of 737 amino acids. Gene Ontology annotation, molecular function: long-chain fatty acid transmembrane transporter activity; ATP binding; ATP hydrolysis activity. Gene Ontology annotation, cellular component: peroxisomal membrane. Gene Ontology annotation, biological process: long-chain fatty acid import into peroxisome; fatty acid beta-oxidation; very long-chain fatty acid catabolic process. The record is from RefSeq and is a predicted model, not a curated record. The transcript has 10 exons. NCBI's taxonomy places the organism in Eukaryota, Metazoa, Chordata, Actinopteri, Cyprinodontiformes, Poeciliidae.